CAGAUCCGGAUACCAGUGGAGGCUGCUGCGCAGCGUGUACUAAAUCUCACUGAGGCCUUGAGGAGGUGAGUAAUAAUGAUGGCGACGGCGGGGCCUCCGAGCAGCUCCGGCUUCCUCCCCCUGCUUGAGUCUCUGGAGGACAGCACUGCCGGACAGUCUGAGCAGACGGACGCCUACCUCACCAUCGCCAAUCGACUCAGUGGAGAGGAUGGCCGGCAGUUUCUCCCUGCAGUUGAAAAGCACUUUUCUCGUCUGGGUAAAGCCACCUUGGCUCACAUAACCAGUCCGAAUGCAGAGCUGAGCCAAGCUGCCCUGCAAGCUUUAGGGUUUUGUGUCUACCAUUCCCACGUCGUCUCUGCAGUGCCUGAAACCUUCGCAGCAGAAAUACUAUCAGCACUUUGCUCCCUGGUGGUGAAGUCGACAGAUAAGAACACAUGCACCAGAGCAUUAUGGGUCAUCUCCAAACAGAGCUUCCCUCCAGAUGUGGUUAGCAAAAAAGUGUCGUCUGUACUGGGAACGCUGGAGUGUGUGUGGAGUAGAGAGGACAUCCAGUCUGUGGUAAUGGAGCAUGAGGCCUUGAAUGUUGUCAUCAGGCUGCUGGAGCAAGCGCCGGUCCAGAUGGGUGACGGAGCAGUACGGUGGGCGAAGCUCGUCAUCCCACUGGUGGUCCACUCGGCUUCCAAGGUGCGCCUGCGGGCCGCAGCAGCCAUGGAGAUGGGCAUGCCUCUUCUCCUGGAAAAACAGACGGAGGUGGCUGCAGUCAUCGAACCGAUGAUGUCCUCAAAACUGGUUCCAGAGCUCCAGAAGCUUUUCAUGUCUAAGAAUGAAACCAAUGUCCUAAAGCUGUGGCCCUUAUUUGUGAAACUGCUCGGGAAGUUGCUGCACAGAGGAGGUCCCUUCAUCAACUCUCUGCUGCAUCUGGAGGAGCUUGGGUUCCGCAGCUCCUCUCCGACCAUCAAGAAGAUUGCCUUCAUUGCCUGGAAGAGCCUCAUAGACAACUUCGCCCUCAAUCCAGACAUCCUGUGCAGUAGCAAACGUAUGAAGCUCUUGAUGCAGCCCCUUGCGUCCAUCCAUGUCAGGACAGAGGCCCUGCUGCUCACCAAGGUGGAGGUCUGGUGGUACCUGGUGGUCCAACUCGGGCCCAAUCUGUCACCCAAUUUUGAUCAGGUUUCUGUUCCUCUACUCCAGUGCACCAUUGGAUCCGACUCCUCCUCAGUCCCAGGCACCCCUUCUAGAGCUGUGGGUCAAAAUGGUGCCGUUACACCAGGAACACCCAAGACGGCCACUCCAGGCUUCAACAGCCCAGCCAAUACGUCUCGGAUGAGCCUGAACUCCAGCGUCCACGUCCCCACCACCUUCCCCUCCAUCCAGCUGCUGGGCCUCGAGAUGUUGCUUCACUAUUUUCUGGGACCAGAGGUUAUUGCAGCGGCAGCAAAGAACAAACUCAUCCUGAGUCUUGAGCCCUUGAACCACCCACUCCUGUCCGGUGCUUCCUCUUUCACUAAACAUGCUGCCGUGCUCACCUCCAACAUCAGAGAUGGAUUCCUUAACGUUGGCAAAGAUGCUCCAGAUUCUCUUGUGGCUGUCAUUUGGACCAGUCUUGUCCGGUUUGUCAACUUAACCGUAGAGUCUGUAGGCAGUAAGAAGGAUCGUCAGGGCUGUGAAGUACUGACGCUGAUGCUUCAGGCUCUGCAGAGCAUCGUCACCUCAGAGGCUCUGCCUGCAGACAAAGUCCUGAUUCUGUUUGAGGCCACAGCGAAAGGUAUUCCCCCGAGGGUUCUUGGCUCUGCCUCCUAUCAAGUGGGCAAGAUGGAUGUGCUGAAUGGAACACCGGCUCUGUUCCUCAUUCUCCUGCUCUACAACAGCAGCCUGCUCUCAGCCUACAUAGAGGACGAGAGGUUUUUCCAGUGCCUUCAGACACUGGUGGGCUGCAGUUUGUGUGGCCCCACUUCUCCUCUGGCGUUCGGGGAGGCGGUGCUGGGGGCCAUCGGGCGCAGCGCUGGCUCUCUGCAGAACAAGGAGCAGCUGUGGAGGAUGUGGAGUGUGAUGGUCAGCCCGCUUACUGACACCAUCACACAGUCUAAUGAAGUCAACCAAGGUGACGCUCUGGAGCACAACUUCAGUGCCAUGCACUCGGCCUUGUUGUUCCCCAUUACACACCUGCUACGUGGCACACCACUACAGCAGGCGGCCCAGAAGUCAAUGCUGUCUACGUGGUCCAAGCUGUACAAAGUGUUCGCCCGCUGCUCUGCACUUGUGGUCACAGCUGAGGAGAACAUCUGCUGUGAGGAGCUCUGUGCAAAGAUGAUGGCUGCAAUAGACAAAGACGCCCUAAUGGUUCCUUCAGCAUUAAAUGCGGUCGCCAGUAUCCUCCAAGUCAUGGUGGAAUGUGUGGACUUCUCGCCGUACACUCCUCAGUUUCAGCAAAAGCUGAAGUCUCCUCACACUCCAGUAAACUGGAUGAAGAAGAGGAAUAAAGUCCUGGGGAAUUUAUCCACCUUCCAGUCCCUGCUGGUACAGUGUCUAGAGGUUUAUCUGGAGGGACCCGAGGCUUCUUCUGAAGCCACAGGAUUGGCCCUGGUCUCCAUCCUGUCUGCUCUCUUCACCAACCUUGCUCUCGCAAACACCGUGAAGGAAGCCCUGACAUCUCUGAUUCAACCUCUCACCCUCUUCUAUAAGCAGGCAGCCAAUGAGCUGCCCAAAUUCACCUCUCAGCUUCUUGGAAAACUGGAGAAGCUUGUCAGCGAUGUUCUGGGCUGCCUGCAGACCCGCUCUGCAUUGGCGUACAAUGAUGAGCUCCUGACGCUGCUGUCUCCUCUACUUUGUGUGUUGUUUCCUCACAAAAACAAGCAGCUCCGCACGUCAGUCGUCCAGUUCUGGAACUCCACCUUUGCCAACUCAAUCAGCCUCACUUACCCCGACGAGAUUAGACCAAUAUUGAGCCAAGUGAAGCAGAAGACCCCAAUCAUUCUUCCUGGCUUUGAGGUUGUCAGUGUUCCUGAUGAGCUCAGUGGACAGUAUUCAAGUGAGAGUUCCCAGUUGGAGACCAAGCUCAGUGGGAUGCCGGUUUCAUCUGUGGGAAAAAGGGACUCGCUGCUGGGAAGGACUGCUGAGAUUAAGGACAGGAGCGCCAUCAAGACCUCCAUGAAGAUGUCAAAACCAGUUUCUACAAAGUUGGACUUUGGCUCUCCCAAGCCUCCUCGCAGAGAGGUUUUGGAGGAAGAGGCCUCCAUCGACUUUGUUUUUAUUCCUCCUGAGGCGAAGGAGAGAGUUCUGACAGAGCACCAGAAGGAGGUGAAAAGGACUAAAAGGGUGGACAUCCCAGCUAUGUACAACAACCUUGAUGCUUCUCUGGAUACAACAGUUUUCACCCAGUACACACAGAGCCAAGAAGACUCUUUGGACAAACUGCCAACUGAACAAGCUGACAAGGUUACCAAAGAGGUUCCUGGCAAGGUUCCUCAGGAAGAUGUUGACGAUGAGGAAGACACUGAAGUUCUAACAAAAGAGACUCAAGACUAUGCCAGCCCAAAAGCAGAAGAGAACCUGACCGAAAACCCAGAGCAAGAGGAGAUGAUCCCUGAGUCUGCAGAUGUUUCUAUGGAGGAUGAUGCCAAGAGUGAUGACAAAGUGGCAGACAUGGACGUGCAGCCUAAAGAAGGCACAAGUCCUAACCUCUCUGGCUCUUCAGAUUUGGUCUCUGGGACUCCCCAGAAACCCAACAGUCGCCGUCAGUCCUUUAUCACUCUGGAGAAGUAUUCUGAGGGAAAGCCUGCCAGCCCCAGCAGUGCAUCCUCAUUCACAGGUCCCCUCAUAAAGACCUCCAAUAGCCAAGAACGCUCAAACACCAACAAGACCUCUUCCUCUCACGGGUCCCGGACAUCUACUGGUCCAAACUCACAGGAUUCUCGGUCCUCAGAAAAAGGGAACUCGGAGUGUCCCAUGAAUGAUGCCCCUGAGUCCCCUCUAAGGCCAAAAGACUCUGGGAUGAAAUGUGGGCCAGUAAGGCUGACUGAGAGAAUGCCCAGUGACACAACAGAGGAUGAAGAUGUUAUUCCAGACACCCAGACUGAAGUGGAGGGAAAGGAGAGUACAAAAACGGCCUCCACACCGGAGGAACCAUCAAGCCAGGAAGAGGAAUCUGAACACACUCUGGAUGAUUCUCAAUCCUCCCAGACUUCUCUAAGCGAACCCAGACGUUCUGGACGCUCGAGAGUCAGACCUCUGCUGCCUGGAGAGGACCCUGAGGAACGGGAAGAGAAAUACGUGCUGCUCAAAAGGAGGCGUUCUGGAGAGGAACCUAAAGGUGAUUCUCCAAAGUCAAAUUCAAUGCAAAGCAAACCAAACACGAGAAGUAAGCAGGCUGCUGAGGAAGACAGUGGCAGAUUGCGAACAAGGGCUCAGAGGGACAAGAGUGAGUCAAGCCAAACCAAUUCUCAGGGUAGAGCUCACAAGAAGAUCAAACUGUACAGCAAUUCAGAAGAGUUUCUUGAUAAACCUAAACCCAGAAGAAGAAGCACCAGAGAGUCCAGCCAAACUGACUUGCGGUCAGGCACACAAUCUGAUUGUGAAAGCCAGUCGCAGGGUAGACCCAGUCGGUUGAGCAAAUCAUCAUUGGAGACCAAGGAGGAAGGUGGAAUAAAGAAAAGGCUUUUGUCUGACAAAGAGUCCAGCCAAACUGCCACACAGGAGCUUGAGCUUGUUGAACAGGCUGGAAAGGCUGAUAAGCCAAAGAGAGAGUCUCAAAUUAUUACUCCUUUCUCUCAGACUGGUGGAAAAUCCCAAGAGCUUGAGCUUGCAGAACAGACUGAAAAAGAUGACUCAAAUAAAGAUUCUCAAAUUGUCACUCCUUCCUCUCAAACUGGUGGGAAAUCCCAAGAUUUUGAACUUGUAGAAAAGACUGAAAAGGAGGAUGAUGAUAAGCCAAAAAAAGAUUCUCAAAUGGUCACUGCUUCUCCUCAGAUUGGCGACCAAUCCCAAGAGUCUGAGCUUAUUGAAACGACCAAAAAGGAAAAAGAUUCUCAGAUAGUUGCUUCUUCAACUAAUGAGUCCCAAGAUGGAAAAAGCCCAACAAACAAGUUGGUUAAUGAAGCGGAGGUCAAAAACAAACACAAGUCAAAAGAGAGUACAGAUGAGAACCUUAGUCAAGAGGACUCUCAAGUGAUCACACCCUCAUCUUCUGAUAGCCAGUCUCGGCGUAGAUCCAGAAGAAGCAAGGCAUCAUCUGAGACUGAAGAUAAAAGCGAAAAUAAGGAUUCAUUAGGAAGGCAGAGUAGGUCAAAUUCCCAGACAACAUUGUCAGCUGCCGGUCAUCCAGAAACAACAAUUGGAGGUAGGACCAGAAGGAGCAAAGUACAAGAGGAGCAGUCAAAGUCAAGUCCUUUCUCAACUCCAGAGAGUUCUCAGUCAUUAGAUCUUGCUGGAUCAACAGAGUCCUCCCAAGGCAGGGGCAGAUAUUCAAGACGAAGAUCUUCUCAAGCAUUAGUAGCCAAUGUAGAAUCCUCUGAGUCUGAAUCCUCAGAAGCCAGAGAAAAUUCUCCUAUGCCCAAAAAGCGGGGGAGAAAACCUCGAGCAUCUCUUCAAAGUCCUCUCACCAUCAAGUCUAAAGAAGACAAAAUUAGUAAUGAAAUGUUUAAGAAUGAUAGUGCUUCUUCUCAAAAGGCAGAGACACAAAGCAUAGACACUAAAAAUUCUACAGAUUUAGAAGAUUUAAAGAAAAGCCAAGUUUUGGAGAGUUCUGAGUCACUCCACGAGAUCUGUGACAUUGAGGAGCAAAGUAACAAAGAAUCCCCAACUGAGGUAGAGGCUGAUGCUGUGGAAGAGAAAACUGACACUGAAAACUCAAAGGACAAUAAUUCACUCAGUGUGUCACCUUGCAAAGAGAAGCAAAGCCAAAAGGACUCUAAAACAAACUCCUCUUUAGAAGAAAGUGACACUGGGGACUUGCAAUCUGCUGAAAUGCUUGAAUCAGUUGGGAUCAGUACUGAACAGAAUCAAGAGGACUGUGACCCAUCAGUGUUACCUUCUGUGGACAAGCUGUCGCCUUCUAAUGAGACAACAGAGAAACUGCAAGCCUCAGAGUCUUCAGAGGAGAAAGCAGAAGUGUCUGAGCCUGGCAACGGAGUUAUAGAAAAACAAAAUAAUGAUUCAGAUUCAAACCACCAGGAACAUCCAGUUGUUCCUGUAGAGGACAUGGCUGUAGACAGUCAAAGCACUGCUUUUGGACACAACCAGAUGGAGUGUCCAAAUAUCAUAGAUGAACUUUCAAAGGAGGAGGAGGAGGAGGAGGAGGAGGAGGAACGGUCUGCCUCCAUUAGAGAAGAUGAAUCGCCCAACCAGCACACAGAGGCCAGUGCUGGGGACGACAUCCCGCCUCUACAAGAGAGCGAUAAAGACUACAAAACCCAGAUCAUGGAGUGUCAGGAAGAAGAGGAAACUCAGACCACCAAUGCUGAGAACAAUGUCGCAAAUUUGGUUGCUGCGCUGCCUGUUGAUGAUGCUUCUGUGUUAUCAGAAUCGACAAGCAAAGACAUUUUCCAGGGUUCUCCAGCGAAGCAGAAGGACCUGGAGGCUGUAAUGGGGCUAGAUGUUGGCCAAAGUCCCAGUAGUGGCAGGACCAGAGGAACCUGGUCUCCUUCAGCCUCUCCAUCAACCAGUAUUCUUAAGAAGGGCCAGAAGAGACCACUAGAGGAUGAGACUCCCUCACCUCUUGUCAAAUCCAGGCGUGUAUCUUUUGCCAAUCCAAUCCAACGGCAGGAAACCGCAGACGACAUUGAUCGUCGGAGCCCUGCCAUCAGAACCAGCUCCCCCAGAAGAUCCAAAACUAGCAGUAUCCCACAGCCAAAGUAUGUUACUACUCCAACGAAGGGCUUGCUGAUCCUGAGUCCCAGAAAUCUGCACAGUCCAGGUUACAAGAGCUCCAAGAAAUGUCUGAUUUCUGAAAUGAGCCAAGAGCCGCGACCUGUCUCCAGAGACUGUAUCUACCCUCCCCUGGUUGGCUGCUCCACACCUGUAGAAGCCGUGCUGCCUCAGAUAUCCUCCAACAUGUGGUCUCGAGGCUUUGGGCAGCUUGUUCGAGCCAGAAACAUCAAAACAGUUGGCGACCUCAGCGCUCUCACUCCCACCGAGAUCAAGACUCUGCCAAUUCGCUCCCCGAAGGUCUCCAACGUCAAAAAGGCACUUAAAAUCUAUGAACAACAGCGUAAAGGACGAGGUGGGGAUGAGUUGAAGAGUUUCGAUGAAACCGAGAUGAUGACCUCUGAACUGGAGGAGACCAGUGCUCCUCAAAACCUGGAUGAGGAGGAUAAGACCUCAGGCGAGACACUAGCGACAGAGCUGGUGGACGAGCCCACUCCCGCGGAUGGGAUUCCGGAGCAAGGCGGUUCUGGGGAUCAGACGGCCGACGCGCCGGCAGCAGAGCAGAGACCUGAAGGACAGCUGCACCCCGAAGGGCUGCUGUCAGAGGUGGCAGUCCUGACCCGCAGGAUGACCCCAUCGGAACUCAGCUACUGCUCGCCACAGCAGCUCGUUCAGAUGCACGAUCAGUUAGGAGGCAUGAUGAGGCGCGUGGUCGUCGAGCUGCAGUCCCGCCUCUGCCAGAUGGAUGGCAAACCCUGAAGAGACCUCUGCACCACAGCUGUAAAAGGCACAUAAAAAGACUGAAUCUGCAACAGAGCAUCAAACUUUUAUCCACCCAGGCUUUGUGUAGACGUGUUAAAUCAACAGAUUUAACAAAGGAAGAUUUUAUGGUUUUAACUCUGAAUGCCUUGGCCUUGACUCACCUUGUGUGUUUAUUUAGUUUUUUUACACUUAGUGUUUUUAAUAAAUGCUAGCAGCACUUUUUGUUUUCAUUUCUAGCUUGAGCUGUCGGGUAGUUUAUACGCUUUUAUGAAAUACUCAAAGGGAAGCACAGUAACUCUUUUUAAGCUGUGUCAAAAGAAGAAAGUGAUUCUUUUUUUUAUUUUUUUUUUUUAUAGUUUUCUGGACGUGGAUGGCUUUUUUCCUGCUGUCCUCUGUAGACUUUGUAAUAAAGGACUGAUGUAAGACUACACAUGUAUGUAAAAGACAAAUAACAUUAUUCUCCUCCACAUGCCUUCCAGUUUUGUACAUACGUUUUCUCUCAUUACUUUCCUCCAUGUGCCUGUCUUUGGGCUGUUUACAACUCCUCAGUCCUUUUUGUAUAUUUUGUAGCAUUUAAACCCUUUCUGUCAUUUCACUUUUAAUGUCUUAUUGCAUUUUUAAGGUCAUGAAGCAUAUUGUAGAUUAUAGUAGACGGUCUGCACUUCGGUCUUUAUUUGUGGUUUUAAGUACUUCAAUAAAAGACAGAAAUUAUCAUUUUGU
Messenger RNA from Morone saxatilis (striped sea-bass), 8340 nucleotides. It is a transcript of the gene rif1, whose product is annotated as replication timing regulatory factor 1. The coding region runs from base 76 to 7617 and encodes 2513 amino acids. Gene Ontology annotation, biological process: telomere maintenance. Gene Ontology annotation, cellular component: nucleus. NCBI's taxonomy places the organism in Eukaryota, Metazoa, Chordata, Actinopteri, Moronidae. The transcript has 35 exons. The record is from RefSeq and is a predicted model, not a curated record.